Molecule: messenger RNA, 897 nt
Organism: Arvicola amphibius (Eurasian water vole)
Lineage: Eukaryota; Metazoa; Chordata; Mammalia; Rodentia; Cricetidae
Product: glutathione S-transferase P-like
Exons: 8
Coding region: 207-836 (209 amino acids)
Biological process (GO): glutathione metabolic process
Cellular component (GO): cytosol
Molecular function (GO): glutathione transferase activity
Source: RefSeq, a predicted model, not a curated record
AGCAUUUAUUGAGCAGUUACUAUAUAUAUGCUGUUGGCUGGAGACCUUCAUGCGUGCAAGGCAUUGUCCAAGCUCCUGAGUACACGAAGAACCGUGCGUUUUGAGCGUGUUAAGGGCGGUCUGAGGAGGCGGAGCCUCGCUGUAAAUAUAAGGCCCGGUUCACUCCUGUCUUGCUGCUGAGCUUGCACCUCACCUCAUCACCCACAAUGCCGCCUUACACCAUCGUCUAUUUCCCCUCCCGAGGGCGCUGCGAGGUUAUGCGCAUGCUGCUAGCCGACCAGGGUCAGAUCUGGACGGAGGAAGUGGUGACUACGGACGCCUGGGGGCAGGGGACACUCAAGGCUUCAUGUCUGUUUGGCCAGCUCCCCAAGUUCCAGGAUGGAGACCUCACCCUGUACCAAUCGAAUGCCAUCCUGCGGCACCUGGGCCGCACCUUCGGGCUCUACGGCAAAGACCAGCAAGAGGCAGCUCUGGUGGACAUGGUCAAUGACGGACUGGAAGACCUCAUCAGGCAUAUUGGCCAGGUUCUCCGUAAAUAUGAGGAGGGCAAAGCCCAGUAUCUGAAGGAACUUCCGGGACACCUGAAACCAUUUGAAACUCUGCUGGCCCAGAACAACGGUGGCCAGUCCUUCAUUGUGGGUGACCAGAUUUCCUUUGCUGACUACCGACUGCUAGACUUGCUGUUGAACCAUGAACUCCUGUUCCCUGGCUACUUGGAUGACUUCCCCCUGCUCUCGGCCUAUGUGGCACGCCUCAGAGCCCGACCCAAACUCAAAGCCUUCCUGGACUCCCCUGAGCAUGUGAACCGCCCCAUUUCUGCUCGCCUAAAGAUAUGAGCCCACCUGUCUCCCCCAACCCCUACCCAUGGACCAAUAAAAACAAUGGCAGAAACCAGUA